Messenger RNA from Giardia duodenalis, 1038 nucleotides. Its product is annotated as Kelch motif-containing protein. Gene Ontology annotation, molecular function: protein binding. The coding region runs from base 1 to 1038 and encodes 345 amino acids. Lineage: Eukaryota; Fornicata; Diplomonadida; Hexamitidae. The transcript has a single exon. The record is from RefSeq and is a predicted model, not a curated record.
AUGAAAUGUGGUCUGAUCUCACCACAGGAAAAGCACGCAUCACCUGUGGAUUUGGCCAAGCAUAAGACUAGCGAAGAAUCGCAGACGGCCUUUUUGGGAGAGGUGCUGGAGUUUUCUCCUUCCCAAGCCUCCUUUGGCACAGGGACAGUUACUCGUCUAGGCGUUCCUAAAAGAACGAUCACCGCGCCGAUCAUUCGCAUUCGAAGUAUGUGUUACUAUUUCAGUGGAGGAAGCCCGCCUAAGUCUAGGUUUUAUAUGUUUGUUCCCCAAUCUUACGGAGAGAUUCUGGUUGAGACCCAGGAGAUCCCGUCUAUCGAGCCUCGCAUGCUCUUUGCUGCCUGCGAGUAUAAAAAGCUUUACUUGAUCCACGGGGGCCUAACUUCGUAUUGGAACGCCUGCAGCAAGGUUGACCCCAUGAAGGUCGACGCUAUUGAUCCCUUCACAUAUAAGACGUCUGAGAUAAAGCUGGCCGGCGACCACAUCUCUCCACGCUAUUCCCACAAUUUCUGCAAGAUCUCUAGCUGCAAAGCUCUGCUCUAUGGAGGGAUCGGUAAGCGGAAGGUGCCGUGUGGAGACGCUUUUAUCGUGGACUUUGAUGAUCAAACCGUGACUCGCGUUCUCAAGCCACCGAUUGCCGUGGGGAGCGUCAGCUCGGCCCUGGUUGAGGAGACGGUUUACUUCUUUGGGGGGCUGGACCAGAGGAGGCACUAUAACACGCUCUUCUACUAUGACCUGGUCAACGGGCAGUGGGGCGAGCGCACUUUAAAGGAGAUAUCCCCGCGACGAGGUGCAAGCCUUCUUGCAUUUGGGAGCAACUUGCUCGUUAUUGGAGGCCGCAACGAUUGGGACAUAUUCAACGACAUAUGGAUUAUCGACCUAAGAACCUUCGAGCCUCGCCGCUUGAAGCUUUCCGGCGACCCAUUUUCGGGAAGAUCAGGGGGAUCUUGUAUCCAAGUCACUAGCAACUCGUUCCUACUCAUCGGAGGCCACGCUUCUCCGGUCAGCAUGGAACAAUCGUACCUGGUCGCGCUGGCGUAG